CUCGCGUAAGAGGGCCAACACGUGCUGAAGGAGGACUUUCUCUCAAAUUAAAAAAAAUAAAAUUUGAGUCCAUUUUUAUGUUUUUUUAAUCAACUUUGAUUUUGAGGUGCACUUCUGCGUGUCAAUUUCCAGCCGGGGGGAGAGAAAAGAAAAAGAAGAUUAAAAAAAAAAGCGUCGUCUCAUCAACCAUGGGAAGAGGAGAAGGACGAGAACAAUAUGAGCUGGCUGCCACCUCUGAGCAGGGAGGCAAAAAGAAGGCGAAAGGGAAGAAGAAGGAGAAAGACAUGGAUGAAUUAAAGAAGGAAGUGGACAUGGAUGAUCACAAGCUGACCUUGGAUGAGCUCAAUCGGAAAUAUGGAACAGACCUCACCAAUGGUUUGACUAGUGCUAAGGCAGCUGAGAAUCUGGCUCGAGAUGGGCCCAACGCCCUCACUCCUCCCCCGACCACCCCGGAGUGGGUCAAGUUUUGCAAACAGAUGUUUGGAGGUUUCUCCAUGCUCCUGUGGACUGGGGCUAUCCUCUGUUUCUUGGCCUACGGUAUCCAGGCAGCCAUGGAGGAUGAACCCGCCAAUGAUAACUUGUACUUGGGUGUUGUGCUUUCUGCUGUUGUCAUCAUCACUGGUUGCUUCUCCUACUACCAAGAGGCCAAAAGUUCCAAGAUCAUGGACUCUUUUAAAAACCUAGUCCCACAGCAAGCACUGGUUGUCCGUGAUGGUGAAAAGAUGAGCAUCAAUGCCGAGGUGGUAGUGGUUGGAGAUUUAGUGGAGGUUAAAGGUGGAGACAGGAUCCCUGCUGAUCUAAGGAUUAUUUCUGCUCAUGGCUGCAAGGUGGACAACUCCUCCCUGACGGGUGAAUCAGAGCCUCAGACCCGAACUCCAGAUUUCUCCAAUGAGAACCCUCUGGAGACCAGGAACAUCGCCUUCUUUUCCACCAAUUGUGUAGAAGGAACUGCCCGAGGUAUCGUGAUCAGCACCGGUGAUCGAACAGUCAUGGGUCGUAUUGCCACGCUUGCCUCUGGACUUGAAGUUGGGCGCACCCCCAUUUCCAUCGAGAUUGAGCACUUCAUCCAUAUCAUCACUGGUGUUGCUGUCUUCCUGGGCGUGUCUUUCUUUGUCCUCUCUCUCAUCCUUGGGUAUUCCUGGUUGGAGGCUGUCAUCUUUCUCAUUGGCAUCAUUGUAGCCAACGUGCCAGAGGGUCUCCUGGCUACCGUUACUGUAUGCCUGACACUGACUGCCAAGCGUAUGGCCAAGAAGAACUGCUUGGUAAAAAACCUGGAAGCUGUGGAGACCCUGGGGUCCACCUCUACCAUCUGCUCGGACAAGACCGGCACCUUGACCCAGAAUAGGAUGACAGUGGCUCACAUGUGGUUUGACAACCAGAUCCAUGAGGCUGACACCACUGAGAACCAGAGCGGGACCUCAUUCGACCGAAGCUCCGCCACCUGGGCUGCUCUUGCCAGAAUUGCUGGCCUCUGUAACCGUGCUGUUUUCCUGGCAGAGCAGAGUGGUCUUCCAAUCCUGAAGAGAGAUGUGGCUGGUGAUGCAUCCGAGUCCGCCCUCCUCAAAUGUAUUGAGCUGUGCUGUGGAUCAGUCCAAGAAAUUAGGGAGAAAAAUACCAAAAUAUCAGAAAUCCCUUUCAACUCCACCAACAAGUACCAGCUGUCUAUACAUAAAAAUUCCGCGGCUGAAAGCGAGUCCAACCAUCUGCUGGUCAUGAAAGGUGCCCCAGAAAGGAUAUUAGACCGCUGCUCCUCCAUCAUGAUGCACGGUAAAGAACAGCCUUUGGAUGAUGAGAUGAAAGACGCCUUCCAGAACGCCUACCUGGAACUGGGAGGUUUGGGCGAGAGAGUUCUGGGUUUCUGCCAUUUCAACCUGCCGGAUGACCAGUUCCCAGAGGGCUUUGCUUUUGACACUGAGGAGGUGAACUUCCCUACGGAGAACCUGUGCUUCAUCGGCCUCAUGUCCAUGAUCGACCCUCCUCGAGCCGCCGUACCCGAUGCUGUCGGCAAAUGCAGGAGCGCUGGAAUCAAGGUGAUCAUGGUAACCGGUGAUCAUCCAAUCACAGCCAAGGCCAUCGCUAAGGGUGUGGGUAUAAUUUCUGAAGGCAACGAGACCGUUGAGGACAUCGCUGCACGCCUCAACAUCCCAAUUAAUGAGGUCAACCCCAGGGACGCGAAGGCCUGUGUUGUCCACGGUGGGGACCUGAAGGAUCUGAGCCCUGAGCAGCUUGACGACAUCCUCAAGUACCACACUGAGAUUGUCUUUGCCAGAACCUCACCACAGCAGAAACUGAUCAUUGUGGAGGGCUGCCAGCGACAGGGAGCCAUUGUUGCCGUGACUGGUGAUGGCGUCAAUGACUCUCCAGCUCUGAAGAAGGCCGAUAUCGGCGUUGCCAUGGGGAUUGCUGGAUCUGAUGUCUCCAAGCAAGCGGCUGACAUGAUCCUGCUGGAUGACAACUUUGCUUCCAUUGUGACAGGAGUGGAAGAAGGUCGUUUGAUCUUUGACAACUUGAAGAAGUCUAUCGCUUACACUCUGACCAGUAACAUCCCUGAGAUCACCCCAUUCCUCCUUUUCAUCUGUGCCAGCAUCCCCCUGCCUCUGGGAACUGUCACCAUCCUCUGUAUCGACCUGGGAACUGACAUGGUUCCUGCUAUUUCAUUGGCUUACGAAGCAGCCGAGAGCGACAUUAUGAAGAGGCAGCCCAGAAACCCCAAAACAGACAAACUGGUGAACGAGAGGCUCAUCAGCAUCGCUUAUGGACAGAUUGGCAUGAUCCAGGCGCUUGCAGGCUUCUUCACCUACUUUGUGAUCCUGGCUGAGAACGGCUUCCUGCCUAUGACGCUGCUCGGAAUCCGCGUUUCCUGGGACAACAAGUACUGCAACGACCUGGAAGACAGCUAUGGGCAGCAGUGGACCUAUGAGCAGAGGAAGAUCGUUGAGUUCACCUGCCACACGGCCUUCUUCGCCAGCAUUGUGGUGGUACAGUGGGCCGAUCUGAUCAUCUGCAAGACCAGGAGGAACUCUGUCUUCCAGCAGGGCAUGAAGAACAAGAUCUUGAUCUUUGGUCUGUUUGCGGAGACUGCCCUGGCGGCCUUCCUCUCCUAUUGCCCCGGCAUGGACGUCGCCCUCAGAAUGUAUCCUCUCAAGCCCAACUGGUGGUUCUGCGCCUUCCCGUACUCCCUGCUCAUCUUUAUCUAUGAUGAAAUCCGCAAGCUGAUCAUUAGACGCAGCCCAGGAGGUUGGGUGGAACGAGAGACCUACUACUAAAGACACAUCAGCCUGUCAGCUUGCAUCUACUCCCCGUCGUUGCAUGAAUAUUGUCUUGCUGCUCGGAAUAAAAUGUUAACCUCUGUGGGAAUAAACCCCCCUCCCCCCCGUCGGAACGUGUUUUUAUAUUAGCGAAUGCUUGAUACUACUAUUAGAUAAAAACCGAGAUGGAACGUGCUGAUAUAUGAUAAUGCUAAUAAUGACAUGAACACUGAACAUUGACUUUGACUAUGCGUGCCUUGUUUCUGAAACAGGACCAAUUUUAUACAUGUUUUUAACAGUUAUAAACGUUCAAUAAAAUGCGCUUGAGUCAGGUCCCA
Molecule: messenger RNA, 3586 nt
Organism: Nerophis ophidion (straightnose pipefish)
Lineage: Eukaryota; Metazoa; Chordata; Actinopteri; Syngnathiformes; Syngnathidae
Product: sodium/potassium-transporting ATPase subunit alpha-1
Exons: 23
Coding region: 189-3266 (1025 amino acids)
Biological process (GO): proton transmembrane transport; sodium ion export across plasma membrane; intracellular potassium ion homeostasis
Cellular component (GO): membrane
Molecular function (GO): P-type sodium:potassium-exchanging transporter activity; ATP binding; ATP hydrolysis activity
Source: RefSeq, a predicted model, not a curated record